Messenger RNA from Argentina anserina (silverweed cinquefoil), 932 nucleotides. RefSeq lists its product as uncharacterized. The coding region runs from base 22 to 666 and encodes 214 amino acids. The record is from RefSeq and is a predicted model, not a curated record. The transcript has 3 exons. Lineage: Eukaryota; Viridiplantae; Streptophyta; Magnoliopsida; Rosales; Rosaceae.
UCCAACAUUUCCACGCAAACCAUGCGAGACACAAGAGCACCCUUCCCCUUCCUCGUCGCCCUUCUCCUUUUCUCAAUUCUGCCCCUCAUCUUUCCCCCAAAUGGCGGCUACGUCCUCCUCGCCGAGGCAGGAAAGGGGCGAGUCCACAUCACCGACGACCUCGACGACGUUGUGGACGACGAGGAGGACGAUACUUGGAAAGAAUGGGGCAAGAAACCCACACCGGAUUUUGAUGAUCUGCAGCCGGAGAAAUUUUCGGAGAUGGAGUUGCCGAAGAUCCAGGCGGAGAUGAUGAAGCGGCAUUCCGGGCCGGCCAUCGGGUUCAUCAAGCUCCGACUUGGCGUCAAACGGACUAAGGAUAUGGUGGCUGAGAUUGCUACGAAAUGGAGUAAAGUUCUGAGAACUGGAUCUAUUGCGGUGAAGUUUAUGGGUAUUGAUUUGAGCACGGUCAUGGUCACCGUUGAAAGAGGCCAAGACUUAACGGAGUUGAAGGAGUUUGUGUUAAACCAACCUGAGGCAUACGAGCUAAAGAUCGGAGAUCAAUUAUUUCGAAGACCUGGAGAUCCUCCUCUGGAAGAAGUCAUUGAGAUGCUCCAGAAUGAAAGAAAGAAAAGUGAGAAUGAUGGUUCAACAGAGAGCAAUAGGCAAGUGAAAGAGGAACUGUAGUUCUGUACGUCUGUCGAAGUAAAUUUUCUGAAUUGCAUUGGAAUGGCCCCCUUAUGUAACUCACAGCAAAUCAUACCAAAGACUUAUCCAAGUGAAUUAGGUUUCUGAUUUCGGAACUGGUAAUGAACAAGAGAAUUGUUCACGAUUAGGUAGGUCAUAUACAUUCCAUUUUCUAUCUACCAGGGCCAAUGUGAACUUCUCAUGGUAGUUAUAGGUUGGCUUUUCAAUUGACGUUUCUUCAAGAUAAUAUAAGAAUACUUUGAAUA